Drosophila serrata is the source of this 218-nucleotide messenger RNA. Its product is annotated as drosomycin pseudogene. The record is from RefSeq and is a predicted model, not a curated record. NCBI's taxonomy places the organism in Eukaryota, Metazoa, Arthropoda, Insecta, Diptera, Drosophilidae.
UCAUGCAGAUCAAGUCCUUGUUCGUCCUUAUCGUCGUCCUGAUGCUGGUCGUCCUGGGAGCCAACGAGGCGGAGGCCGAUUGUCUCUCUGGAAGAUAUCGUGGUCCUUGUGCCGUCUGGGAUAAUGAGACCUGCCGCCGCGUUUGCCGGGAGGAAGGAGGAGGACGGGUCAGUGGACACUGCAGCGCACGCCUCCAGUGCUGGUGCGAAGGAUGCUAG